AUGUCUUUAACAACGCUCCUGUUGACGCCCUAUUCGAUCCUCCUCCUCCCGGUCAUCUUCUACAUCCUGCCUUACCUCCGUAACUGGCAGAUCCGCGACAUCCCAGCUCCAUUUCCAGCGGCCUGGACAAACCUCUGGCUCUUAUACCAAUGUCGGCGCGGGAAACGUUAUCUCGCUGUUCAUGAAGCACACAAGAAAUACGGAAAACUCGUUCGCCUUCAACCACAUCAUGUCAGUAUUGCGGAUGCGGACGCUAUUCCUCAGAUCUACGGUCAUGGCAACGGGUUCCUAAAGAGCGAGUACUAUGACGCCUUUGUGUCGAUCAGGCGUGGUUUGUUCAACACGAGGGAUCGUGCGGAACAUACGAGAAAGAGAAAGACGGUGUCUCACACCUUUUCUGCCAAGAGUGUGUUGCAGUUUGAGCAGUAUAUUCAUCAUAACCUUGAAGAGCUGCAGAAGCAGUGGGAUCGAAGGGCGGAAAGCGCUGAAAAGAAGGGAGAAUGGUAUCAUAUGGAUGCGCUCCACUGGUUCAACUACCUGGCUUUCGACGUUAUUGGAGACUUGGCGUUUGGGGAACCAUUCGGUAUGCUGGCCAAGGGCAAGGAUGAGGCAGAGGUUAGCAAGGCGGGGCAAAUCACAUAUGCUCCCGCUAUCGAAGUAUUGAACCGAAGAGGAGAAGUCAGUGGAACCAUCGGAUGUUUCCCUGCCAUCAAGCCCUACGCGAAACACCUCCCAGACCCCUUCUUUAGUCAAGGUAUGAAGGCCAUCGAAGACCUCGCCGGCAUAGCAAUCGCCCGCGUAAAUGCACGUCUCGAGAAACCAUCUGAUCGUGUCGACCUCUUGGCCCGCCUGAUGGAAGGUCGCGACGAAAGCGGCCAGAAACUCGGCCGCGAAGAACUCACAGCCGAAGCCCUAACCCAACUUAUCGCUGGCUCAGACACCACGUCCAACACCUCCUGUGCCCUUCUCUACCACUGUCUCCAGCACCCAGAUGUCGUCCGUAAGCUACAAAAGGAACUAGACGACGCCUUGCCAGAUGCAGAUGCCGUACCAAGCUACGCCCAGGUCAAAGAUCUACCCUACCUAGACGCCGUCAUAAAAGAGACAAUGCGUAUCCACAGCACAUCUUCCCUCGGUCUUCCUCGCCUUAUUCCUCCUGGCCCUGGUAUAACGCUCCUAGGCCACCACUUUCCCCAAGGAACCGUCCUUUCCGUUCCCGCAUACACCAUUCACCACUCCACAGAGAUCUGGGGCGAAGAUGCCGAUGUGUUUCGACCUGAGCGCUGGGAGAAUGUCACGGAAAAACAAAAGGCGGCUUUUAUCCCGUUCAGCUACGGGCCGAGGGCUUGUGUGGGGAGGAAUGUUGCGGAGAUGGAGUUGGCGCUUAUUGUAGGGACGGUGUUUAGGAGGUAUGAGUUUGAGAUUCGACAGGGGGAGUUGGAGACUAGGGAGGGAUUUUUGAGGAAGCCGCUGGGGUUGGAAGUUGGGAUGAAGAGGAGGAGGUUUGAUUAA
Molecule: messenger RNA, 1512 nt
Organism: Alternaria postmessia
Lineage: Eukaryota; Fungi; Ascomycota; Dothideomycetes; Pleosporales; Pleosporaceae
Exons: 2
Coding region: 1-1512 (503 amino acids)
Molecular function (GO): monooxygenase activity; heme binding; oxidoreductase activity, acting on paired donors, with incorporation or reduction of molecular oxygen
Source: RefSeq, a predicted model, not a curated record